Suricata suricatta (meerkat) is the source of this 2533-nucleotide messenger RNA. RefSeq names its product ganglioside induced differentiation associated protein 2 (gene GDAP2). Bases 259 to 1848 code for a protein of 529 amino acids. The transcript has 15 exons. The record is from RefSeq and is a predicted model, not a curated record. Lineage: Eukaryota; Metazoa; Chordata; Mammalia; Carnivora; Herpestidae.
GGGGGCUGGCCGGUAGCGGAAGCCGGCGUUCGCCACUCAAAGCUCUUCCAGCUGGUCACUCCAGCCUCCUGGGACUUUGCCUCGUCUGACCGCGAGCUCCAGGCCAGGGGUGUCUGGGGAUGCCGAUCAGCCGCUUUCUGCGAGGAGCUUAACCCGCCCCGCUCCCGACCGGAUGGGACCCCCGGAGUGCGCUAAAGUCUCCAGUGAAUAUUGAAUUGCUGAGAAAUUUGGGGAAAGACUGGCUGAAGUUCCCAUUCCAUGGAUCCCUUGGGCGCACCUUCCCAGUUUGUGGAUGUGGACACACUGCCAAGCUGGGGUGAUUCAUGUGAAGAUGAAUUAGAUACUUCUGAUACUUCAGCUGAGACGCUGCAGGGGAAUACUGUUAGAUCGCCUUUUCUUUACAAGAAGGAUAUCAGUGGGAAAGUGAUUCUCUGGAAAGGAGAUGUGGCGUUACUGAACUGUACAGCCAUUGUGAACACCAGCAAUGAAAGUCUUACCGAUAAGAACCCCGUGUCAGAGAGUGUCUUCAUGCUCGCAGGACCUGAUUUGAAGGAGGACCUCCAGAAACUUAAGGGCUGCCGGACAGGUGAAGCAAAACUGACGAAAGGAUUUAACCUGGCCGCCCGGUUCAUCAUUCACACAGUGGGACCGAAGUACAAGAGCCGCUACCGCACAGCUGCCGAGAGCUCCCUGCACAGCUGCUACAGGAACGUGCUCCAGCUGGCCAAGGAGCAGUCCAUGUCUUCUGUGGGGUUCUGUGUCAUCAAUUCUGCAAAACGAGGUUAUCCUUUAGAGGAUGCAACGCACAUAGCACUUCGCACUGUAAGGAGAUUCCUAGAGAUUCAUGGGGAGACCAUCGAAAAAGUAGUGUUUGCUGUCUCUGACCUUGAAGAGGCUACUUACCAAAAGCUGCUACCUCUGUACUUCCCAAGGUCGUUAAAGGAAGAACGUCGGUCAUUGCCGUACCUACCUGCAGAUAUUGGAAAUGCGGAAGGGGAGCCCGUGGUACCUGAGCGACAGAUCAGAAUAAGUGAGAAACCUGGUGCCCCGGAGGACAACCAUGAAGAGGAGGCUGAAGGCUUGGGGGUUGACCUCUCUUUCAUCGGCUCUCAUGCUUUUGCUCGAAUGGAAGGAGACAUCGAUAAGCAGAGAAGACUGAUCCUUCAGGGCCAGCUGUCAGAGGCAGCCCUGCAGAAGCAGCACCAGAGGAAGACCUUAAAAGCCACUCCAUUUCCUUCAGGUGGUUUUGAAGCAGUUCUGGAUAAGUCCUUUUUCAGGCGUAAAGAAAGCAGCUUAUGUGCUUCUGGUUAUAAUCGCUGGUUGUGUCAAGCAAGAUCUGAGGAUCUAUCAGACAUUGCUUCUCUGAAAGCCUUAUACCAAACAGGUGUCGAUAACUGUGGGCGCACAGUGAUGGUGGUAGUUGGAAGAAACAUUCCUGUCACACUAAUUGAUAUGGACAAGGCUCUCCUGUAUUUCAUCCAUGUAAUGGAUCACAUUGCGGUGAAGGAAUAUGUAUUAGUAUAUUUUCACACACUGACCAGCGAAUACAAUCACCUGGACUCUGACUUUCUGAAGAAACUCUACGACGUUGUUGAUGUCAAAUACAAGAGGAAUUUGAAGGCUGUUUAUUUCGUUCAUCCAACAUUUCGUUCAAAGGUAUCAACAUGGUUUUUUACCACCUUCUCUGUCUCAGGACUGAAGGACAAAAUCCACCACGUGGACAGCCUCCACCAGCUGUUUGCUGCCAUAUCACCAGAACAGAUUGACUUUCCUCCUUUUGUCCUUGAAUAUGAUGCCAGGGAGAAUGGGCCUUACUGUACAUCUUACCCCCCAUCACCAGACUUGUGACCUGCCAUCUUCUAGUGCUACUGGUUUCCAGGGACGUCACUUUCUCCACGAAUUGCUACCUAUUGAAGUGAUAUUCAUUUUUGCUGUUCAGAUCCAGAGAGCCUUUUGUCCCCACCUCUCUGGUAUUUUUUUAUUGACUGUAUAUUUUCUGGCACAUAAGCAAUCUGAAAAUGGUAGGCCAUUCCGAACUGCACACUUAUUUUAAAUUUGUAUAUUUGUAUCAAAUGGAAAUGUUCAUUUUUAGAAGGUUGUUAACAGAAAUUGGGGAGCAACUUUUGAGUAUCUUCAGUUUCCUGAAAGGACACUAGAUUCUCCAUUAGACAAGCCACCAGUCUUGUUCAUGCCCUCUCUUUAACAUUGCACGCUUUCUUGGUGUACCUCACUGUCUCAGAAUAUGUAGAACUAGUGUGUGCUGACCAUAUAUCCACUGUUUGCUUCAGGUCCUGGCAUCACAUUUUAUGCAGAUAAUUUGGUUAUGACAAAAGAGAAUUGUCUGGGAUCAAGGAUGUGGAAAUGUAUCGGAACAAAAUCAUUAGCAAAAUACAGGUCUUGGAAUCUUACUGCACCCGUGAAGAUGAAGCUGUAAGGACUAAAGUUCCUUGGAUUUAUGAUUUGUUAAGAUUGCUACUGUUCUGGUCUCAAUAGUGGGGGCAAUAAGACUGUAUCUUCUGCCUUUUUCCUAGAA